Lucilia sericata (common green bottle fly) is the source of this 4204-nucleotide messenger RNA. It is a transcript of the gene ENGase, whose product is annotated as cytosolic endo-beta-N-acetylglucosaminidase. The record is from RefSeq and is a predicted model, not a curated record. Gene Ontology annotation, biological process: protein deglycosylation. Bases 165 to 2033 code for a protein of 622 amino acids. Gene Ontology annotation, molecular function: mannosyl-glycoprotein endo-beta-N-acetylglucosaminidase activity. Gene Ontology annotation, cellular component: cytoplasm. Lineage: Eukaryota; Metazoa; Arthropoda; Insecta; Diptera; Calliphoridae. The transcript is spliced from 5 exons.
UAUUUCUGUUGUUGCUUUGUGUGUGCAAUGCAAUGAGAGUGAGUGGCAAAAACAAUAAACUUAAAAACAUACCAAAGUGAAGAAUAGUGAAAGAAAAAGUGCUUUGAAAAAAACAUAAACAAAUCUAUUUCUAAACAAAAAAAAUCUUAAAAAAUACGAAUAAUAUGUGUGAUAAAGCGAAUGUUUGUUGCAAUCAAUUAGAGGCUGAGGCUUUACACAACAAUGAACAGUUAUUAAACUUAAAGAUACGCAGUAAAAAUAUUCAGUGGCAUGAAUAUGUUAUGCCUCUCAAAUCCCGCUCACGACCAGUAUUUUUACAGAGACAAUUUAAUUUCAUAAGUAAUUAUCGAGAACCUAUUGGCGAUCAUAAUCGACGAAAAGUUUUGGUUUGUCAUGAUAUGAUGGGCAAUUACUUGGAAGAUAGACACUAUCAUUCCUCAAAAAAAUAUGACGAUUAUCGUUUCUAUCAUUGGCCCGGCAUUGAUUAUUUCUGUUAUUUUAGCCACAAUUAUGUUACAAUACCACCAUGUGGUUGGAUAAAUGCUGCCCACAAACAUGGUGUAGCUGUUUUAGGUACCUUUAUUACUGAGGGCGCAAAAGGUUCACAGCUUUUACACGAAGUUUUAGAAUCAACGGAAAUGGUGAACAAUACUGUCGAUGCUUUGGUUAGAUUAUGCAGACACUAUCAUUUCGAUGGUUGGCUAAUCAAUAUCGAAUGUAAAGUGAGUCCAGAAUGUGUUUCGAAUUUAUUAUAUUUUGUGGAUAGACUACGUGAAAUUGUUGAACAAGAAAUUGAUUCUGGGUCAGUCAUUUGGUAUGACAGUGUCAUCGAAGGAGGUCAGUUAUCGUGGCAGAAUGAGAUCAAUGACAAAAAUGUGCGUUUCUUUAAGGCGGCCAAUGGUGCGCUCGUCAACUAUUCGUGGAAUGACCGUAGUCUUCAAGUCACACGUACGGUUUGCGAACAAGAACGUGAGCCCUUCGAAAAUGUCUUUUUUGGCAUAGAUAUUUUUGGUCGCGGGCAAACUGCCAAAUUUCAAAGUAAACAAACAUUGGCACGCAUUGUCAAGCAUCGUUUCUCUACGGGAAUUUUUGCACCAGGUUGGACGUAUGAAACGUUGCAACAGUAUGGUUAUAAUAUCAAAGAACCUUUGGGUGAUGACCAGGCGAAUGAGGCGUUUCUAAUGAGAAAUGAAAAGUUUUGGUGGUUAUUAUGGGAACAUUUGGCUACUCAUCCGUACAUAACAAUGCCCUUCUAUUCGGACUUUUGUUUGGGUUCAGGGAAAAAAACCUACGUGAGUGGUUUGCCAAAAACAACAAACACAGCAACAGCCACAGCAGCAACAACUUUACUGCCCUCUACCUCUGCAGCCGCAGAGCAAACAACUGCAGCAGAUAACACUGAGGGCAGAUUUUUCAAUUUGUCACGUCAAUCACUGCAGCCUUCGGUACCCUUGCAUGACUUAGCCACACGUUAUUAUGAUGAUGCCUUCAAUGGUGGCUCCUGUCUGCGCAUUUUACAAUACGACAGUAGUUUUCGUAUUUUCUCUUCCGACUUUAAAAUGCUGCGUGGUGGUUUGGUAUUUGCCUAUGCCUACAAACUAAAUCCCAGAGAUGGAGAAUUUGAUUGCAUUUUACGUUUUUGCACUGGCAAUAAUAGCAGAGAUUGUUACCUGUUCCUAGGAGAUUACUAUGAUACGGUCAGUUUGCAACGUGGUCGCUGUUAUGUUUCACCCUUCAAACCUAAAUACAAUGAAUUGUUAAGUGGCCCCCUAGAAUGUCCACAAAUACCCAAAGAUAUGGCUUUCAAAGAUUUUCAAGCCAAUGGCUGGCAGGUGCGCUAUUAUGUGGUCGAGUUCGAUGGUGCCAUACAAGUAAAAGAUAUUGGUUGUCUGUAUCGUAAGUCAGCUGAGGCAGAGGAUACUGCCUAUUUGGGUGCUGUUUAUAUUAAUGAAUUCGAUGUGAAUCAACAUGAUUUUCCUGCCGAUAGUAAUAUUGCUUUAAUACAAGUUUAUGGGGGAGAUUUAUUAAAUUAAAAAAAAGGGGGGAAUUUGGCUUAAAUAAAAAGAUGACAGUAAUGGGCAACUAGUUUUUACUGAAAGUAUUAGAAAAUUUCUAAAUUUAGUUUAAUUAUAUUUUUUAUUUAGAAUUGGUAAGGCUCUACCUCAACGGUUCAAAGAGUGUAAAGCUUUUUAGCUUUUCAGAAACAAUUGUUCGUUUAAAUUUAUAACAUUCCCGACAGAGUUUCUGCCACAAUUGAUUUAGUAUUUAGUAGCUUUAGUAUUCGUACUUUUUAAUAAUUUCAAAGCAUGUCUUUCUUUCACUAUAACACUGGACACUUUAAAGUUUAUAAAAUAAGUUUAUAAUUAGAAACAUUAUAUUAAAAGCUCUACAAAAAGACGUAUUACCAAAUAAAAUCAUAAUUAAUUUAAGAUUUUAGUAUAAUUUCAAUUCUUUAUAAAUUAGUAUUUUUAUAUAAGAAUUAUAUAUACAUUUAUUUUUAACAAAUGCCCCUAUUGUAAUACUGUCAUCUGUUACAAAUUUUCAGCACAAAAUAAAUUAAUUGUUAAAGAGAUAUUAGACCGGCUCGACUUUCUUACAAAAAUCAAGAACGUUUUUCAGUUAUGCCCUUAAAAUAAAGUUUGUUUUAUUGAAAGUUUCUCCUUUUUAUGACCUAAAAGUGAUUAAUAAAUUGUAGGCUUAAAAACUGAUUCGAAAAUUUUAUUAUAUUUCGCGCAGUCGCAAGAUCAUAAACUGUUUUCUGUAUUACUGUAUUUGUCUGUAAAAGUCAUAAAAAUGACUGAUAAAAUACUCAAAAAUUACUUAAUUAUAAUUUGGAAAUUACUCUAAAACGACCUGUAAUUCGACUCAAAAAAGAUUGAAAAAUGAGUUGGAACUGAUCAGAAGAGGGGCUCAUAAAAUACUCUUUCAUAAGAGUCGCGGCUAGGGUACCAUUUUCUAAGAAAACAAAGUUUCUUAAUAUAUACGAAGAAACAUAUUACUGCGAAUUCCGGUACUUCCGUAGAAUUAGAAAAGGGUUUUGAUUAAAUAAUAUUUCGUAUUAUAUACAAAAUGUUCGUAAAUAUUACGAAAAAAGUUCAGCAUGAGUUAUUUUCAGUGUAGAAAUUAUUCUGCAAAAUGAGAACAUGUUAAAUAAUGUCCUAAGAAAAGUAAUCAAUUCCUUAAACGAACUUAAACAUGAUCUCAGUUUUAAAACAUUCUUUCACAUUUACUCAAUAUUAUCGAAAUAAAGUUUUCUUCUUUUUUUUGCAAAUGUGAAAAUUUUUUUAAAAAAUCCAAAUUUGAAAAUGUGAAAAAUAUUUAAAAAAAAUUUAUAAAUCUAUAAAGAACCUUUUUCUAUAAAAAAAAUUAUUAAAUAAACACUUUGAGAAUUAUAACCUUAACAAUUUAACAAACUUUAUUUUGAUGACAAACUGAAAACUCAAAACUAUUCUCUUCCUGAUUUAAAUGGAAAUGUUUAACGUAUUUUAUAAAUUCAUAAAAAAUAUGAAUAUAUGUCUUAUUUUCUUAUUAUUCUAAAAUUAUUUUUUUAAAUUUUUUUCACAAAAUCAGCAAAACUACUAGAACUUAUUUGCACUAAACAAAUCUCUGUAACAGCAAAGAAAUUAAAAAAAUAUAAAAAUUAAUUUAUAUUUUAAUUAAAACACUUUUGUUGAGAAUUAUAGUGCAAAAUUGUGUAGUAAUAGCGAUUUUUGUUUUUUUUUUCAAAUAUUUCUUAAAAUUUAACUUAAUUUAAGCAAAAUUUUAAAAUUGUAAUUUUUUUGUAUUUAAAACUUUCUUUAAAAAUGUGAAUUUUCCUUUGUGCCAAAUAAAAAACUUGGGGAAUUUUUUUAAUAUUUAAUAGAAAACCAUAUAUAUUUAGCAGAUUUCUUAAAAAAAUAUUACUGUUAGUGGGAUCCUUAAACAACUGUAUGAAAGUCAAUCCUUGUCUAAUAUAAAAUUUAGUAUUUUAUAUAAUUUUCGAAAUAUUUUUAAAACAUUUUCUCAAUUCAAUUUUAUAUAAUUACUAUAAAAUUAUAUAACAAUUAAGUUAUGUUUAAUUAAAAUCAUUUGCUCCCAAAUACAAAAACCCAUACAAAUUAUUGCCAUUAGUCAAAUUUUAUAAUUAUACACAUCUACAAAUAAAUAUAUAUAUAUUUUGUAAUAACAUAUAACUACUUAAAAAAAUAUUUUUGUAAUAAUUUUU